This is a messenger RNA of Syngnathus typhle (broad-nosed pipefish), 2055 nucleotides long. RefSeq names its product kelch-like protein 42. Bases 261 to 1871 code for a protein of 536 amino acids. The record is from RefSeq and is a predicted model, not a curated record. The transcript is spliced from 8 exons. Gene Ontology annotation, molecular function: protein binding. NCBI's taxonomy places the organism in Eukaryota, Metazoa, Chordata, Actinopteri, Syngnathiformes, Syngnathidae.
AGAUGCAAGGUCCGCUUGACAACCCUCAAGCAGUAGAUUGGACACGCCUACUCUGGUACCUUCCUCCUGCCGCUGCGUCAGUGGAGCUGUCAGGAGUUUCAAGUUGCAUAAGCUUAAAAUAGACCUAACAAAAUCAACUGCCUAGCUAAACCAACUGGAUCUUAACCUUUUCCAGAACAAAAAGACAAUUUUGGACAACAUGACUCAUUGAAAGGGCAAGACCAGUUUUGUAAAAGUUUUUUCAUUAUCUUGCAUCUGAAAUGAACCUUCUAUGUAAUUGUUUUAGAAAGAUGUUAGCUUGGAUAAAUAUGUGGCUAACAUAUAGUCUUGUGAGAGUUUGCAGCAUUUUUCCCAGAGUUGGUGGAUGGACACCAGGCGUCACCCGCGCCAACGUGUCACACCGAGAAAACUCAGAUGAGUGGAAAAGUAGCAUGGCACUUCGCACGUAUGACCAUCAAGGCCAAGGCGGCAGUGCGGUCACAGUCCAAACCAGCACGCACACAUUCCGUGUAGACCUGGGAAGGCUUUCUGAGUGCAGCGAGUACUUCCGUGCUUUGUCUCAGUCGGGGAUGAGGGAAGCAGCCGAGAACCUGGUCCACCUCGAACACGUUUCGUCAGCCGUCUUUCGCCAUCUGCUGGAGUAUUACUUCCACGACGCAUUUGAAACCCCACGAGAGGAGGAGUUAGGCUCUCAUAUACAGGUAUCCAGCUACCUCCUGGCUGAGGCCUUUCUCUCGCGGUGUCUGUCUGAGCUGACAGAGAAGCUGAGGCCGGAGAGGUGUCUGUCCUAUCUGAGUCUGGCUCGGGAGAUCUGCUGCGUGGAGCUGAGGAGCACCGUGUUUGCCUACCUAAGCAGGAACCUGUUGGAGCUGCCUCAUGUCAUCAGGUGUCUGAGCGAGGAGGAAAAAGAGGAGCUCAUCCUACUGAGGACACAAGGGAAACCUUGUCUCUGCAGUCUUCGGAAGGAGAACCUGAUGUCUUGGAAGGACCCGGAGACAGAGCGUGCCCGCUAUGUUUUUGCCAAGCAAAACGGAGCGUGGCAACCCGCUGCUGAGUUCCCUUUCCGGGCAGACAAGUGGUGCUUCACGGUUGUGGUGCUAUAUAACUACUUGUACAUCAUAGGAGGCUACAGGACCCUUGUGAGGAGAAGGUGGGACUUCAAAAUUGCCACGUUUCGGUAUAAUCCUUUGACUUUGGAAUGGUCUACUGCUGCUCCACUUAUUAAGCACAGGAGGCAUUUCAGCGCAGUGGCCUGCCAGGGCCGUAUCUACGCGCUGGGUGGCUGGUACUUGGACUCCCUGGUCACCCCAGACUCCAGCACGGCCCUGUACACAGCCGUGGAGUGCUACGAUCCAUGGGAGGACUCAUGGAGGUUUGUCUCGUCACUCCCGCUCACGGAUUUCCAGUUCACCGUAUCUUUAUCUCAUGAUGUGCCUCUAGCGACCAGUCUUGGACACUGCCUCUAUGUCCUGGGUAGCAUACAGAGGACUGGAGAAAAACUGAUGCUCCAGUACAACACCAAGCAAGAUUUGUGGUGUGAGCUGCUUCCCACUCUCACUAGAGCAGAUGCAGACCUUCCAGCUCUUUACUUCCUCAUGGGCGCCUCCGACAAGUUAGUGGUGAUUGGAGGAAACAACUUGCACAAUGUGGUCAUGUGGUUUUGCACACGCACGCAGAAAUGGGGACAGGCACACAGUAUACGGAAAACGGCGUUGGCCGGACAGGGGGCGCUGUUAGGCUCGCAGCUCGUGAUGCCGAGUGUGGAGCAUAACAGCGUGGUGACGAUGGACUUGCAAACGCUCACUAUGAAGGUCCUGACUGCUCUGCCCAUCUCUAUCUGCUAUGAAGCCGUCUUUUACCUUCAUUUUUGAUGAUACACUCCAUAUCCUAUGUUAAGAUUGCCUGAAUAUCUGUAACAGAAUUAUGUCAAAAACAAAGUUAUAUGACAUAUAAUCAUAUAUGUAAUGUGUACUAAACUCAAUGGCAUUGCGUAAUAAUUUAGUACCAUUUAUUAUUGAAAACACAAAACAAUAUAAAUUGUUUUAUGAAAAUGCU